UGUCAUUCAAGGGGUGUGGGGAGGGGAGGGAGUGCUAUUGAGCUGGUAUACCAAGUAGGUGAAAAGGAAAGCCAGGAGGAAGGGCCAAAUCCCGAGCCCUACAAAUACGUGAAGAAAUGCAGAAGUUGAGGCAAUGAAUGGAAGAGCCGUUAUACCACCAAAGGUCCUCUGAGGAAAAAGAAAGCAAGAAUUAGUCAAGUGGGCUUGCUGCAAAACAUUUGCCUUCUCUUUGGUCUGGGGGUGAAAUUGAGAACUUGGCGCUGGCAUUUUUCCUAGGAACUUUGCCAAGAAGAGUCAUUUCUCUUUCUGCAGGAUCAGUCCCAACAGGGAUCAAAACUGGCAUAUACCGUUUCUGGGGUCAACUCUCUAGGAGGUCCUUGAAUCAAGUGAAGUCUGAGCUGCUCCCAGGUCCAUAUCAAAGUUAACAUGAAGACUGGGGUAUCUCUUGUAGUCCUGACGUUUUGGCUCGUCUUGGCCAACAGCCUGAAAUGUCACAAGUGCCUGAACAGGCAAGGGAACUGCUCUGAAACAGAAGUGGAGGUUUGCAAGCCCGGCCAAGACUCUUGCUUUUUUGAGAUCAAGAGAUUCACUGGUUUGAAUGCAGACACAGCAAAACAGGGCUGCGGUCGGUCAAACUAUUGCCGUCACUAUCCAGGAGGGUUUAGAGGUUUCUUGUUCCGGAGGAUGCAUUGUUGUUCCACAGAUCUCUGCUUACCUGUGACCUAUCAUGCUAGUAGUGAAGGGUCCAAAAACGGUGUGGAGUGCCAGAGCUGUAUUGGGAAUGCAACCGAAUGUGGCCAGAAUGCUCCCUCAGAGCCGUGCAUUGGGACACAGGACACAUGUGUGCAAAUAUCCCAGCGCUUCCUGCCAGGUGAAGGACUAGAACCCAUCAUCAAAGGGUGUGGAAAUGAUUCCUUUAAGGAUGUUCAGGUGGUGUACCAGAUUGGGAACAAUUUUGCCUAUGUCGAUCAAAAAGUCUGUAAAGGCUCCAACUGUAAUAACAGAACUUACUCAGUCAUCCCUGCUGGGGAUCCCAACGGAUUGCAGUGUUAUACUUGCCAGGAUACAGGGCUCGGAGAGUGCACCCGGGAUAAACUGCAGCUCUUGAACUGUACAGGAGUCAUGGAUCGAUGUGUGCAUGUCAGGAACCAAGAGAACCGAAGUGUGACCAUCCAGAAGGGCUGUGGCACGCAGACCAUGUGCACGGCUUACCUAGAGAUUUAUCACCCACUGAUCUGGAUGGAUUCCUUCGCAGAAUGCUGCAAAACCUCCUUCUGCAACCGAGCAGCUGGCCCUUCGGCACCGGAGAGGCUUCCAGGGAUGGUGGCUCUGGCUUUAUUGCUGGCACGGAUGGCCUGGAAAUAGCUGAUCUUGUCUGGAUCAGCUCUCUGUAAAAGAUUGUGGCUGGUCGCCUUUGGGGGGUAUGCAUUUCUGGCAUCUGCAGUUUGAAUUGCUGAACUGGCAAUGGUGUUUGUAUGAUUUAAAAAGCUGUCUCUGGUCUCAGGCUAGUAGCAUAAAAACAUGCCCACGAGGAUGCUGAAAUGCCGUGCGAAACCAAACCAACCCCAAUUUUUCUGCAGGGCGUUUUCUCUCCAGUAGGGGGAACUAUGCUGUUUUCUGUUAAGAAAAUGUUGCCGGCCCUGCUUGAAAUACAUUAUA
Messenger RNA from Eublepharis macularius, 1659 nucleotides. RefSeq names its product urokinase plasminogen activator surface receptor-like. The transcript has 8 exons. Lineage: Eukaryota; Metazoa; Chordata; Lepidosauria; Squamata; Eublepharidae. The record is from RefSeq and is a predicted model, not a curated record. Bases 427 to 1365 code for a protein of 312 amino acids.